This is a messenger RNA of Aspergillus affinis, 618 nucleotides long. RefSeq lists its product as uncharacterized. The transcript has 3 exons. Bases 1 to 618 code for a protein of 205 amino acids. The record is from RefSeq and is a predicted model, not a curated record. NCBI's taxonomy places the organism in Eukaryota, Fungi, Ascomycota, Eurotiomycetes, Eurotiales, Aspergillaceae.
AUGUCAGACGGACUCAACCAAGCCCGAGCCCUAAGACUGGCAGAGAUUAUCAACGACUACCGCACACUCCUUUUGCACAUCCCUCAGCAAAACGUCCAAGUUCCGGCCGAUGACUACUACGAAGAAGGAUUCGUCGUGAUCCGGGAGUCCCUGGCCGCCGCCCAGAACCUGAUGUCAUCCAGCUACAGCCCCAGCAUGCCGGCCAACCACGGCAGCACUGCCGAAACCGAGAAAGCAGAGCUAAGAAGGGUCAUCCUUGACGGAAGUGCUCGACGAUUCCAAGCUCAUCGCAUUUACCUGCGAGCGGCAGCCGCAAAGCGAUGGGCGAUGCAUCGCGCCAACCUCCUCCGAGGCCAGAGACCGGGUCCUCAACAUGCGUCGCAACUUAAGGCCAUCAGCAAUACAUUCCGACAGGUAAUGACAUACAUGCAUCCGAUUCAAUCUAUCUCAAACAAGCCCGGUGGACUGACGAGUGACAACCCUUGGCAGGAACUAGCUCAGGUAACGAACCAACACGUUGUUGCCGAUCUUCGAGCCGCUGAUGUGCGCGCUGGCCAUUGGCUUGACGAUGAUCCGUCCCUGGAGAUGAUCCUGAACUGGAUCCGUUCGAAUCCAUGA